ACUCUCUCACCACAAAAUCAACCCAACUCACUACCCCCUCGUAGGACUCACUCACAUCACACACUUGCCAGGCCACAGCCCGCCAUGUCUUCCACGUUAGGCCUCGUCGACGCCGUCAACACCAUAUCCACGUUCCUCGCGCACCAGCAAGUCCGCACGACCAACGACCUUACCACCAUCCUCGGACCGCCGCCAUCGGACCCCAUCACCAGCAGCAGCAGCAGCAGCCCAGGCGACGAUGCGAAUGAGUCGCCCCCAGUGCACGUCAUCGUCCUGUGCGCCUCAUCCGUCAUUGCGACCACGGAGCAUGCGAUCCGAGCGCUUUCAGAGUACGAGGAGACGCUGGCGGGAGCGACCACAGCGGCAACAAAACCAUCAACAAUUGGGGACAAACCAUCCUCGUCGGCAGCGGCUCGUCCUCCACGACUCAUACUCGUCCUCUGCGGCGGCAUCGGCCACUCCACGGCGCUCAUGCACCGCGCCCUCGCUCGCCACCCGCGGUACAGCGCCUUGGCGGACUCGCUGCAUGGCCAGCCCGAGGCGCGGAUGCUCGACGCGGUGAGACGACAGAUGCUGCCAGCACGCGAGGACCGUCACCACGCACAAGACAUGUCCGCGGGUGAGUCCCCAAGGACACCUACUGCUGCUGCUGCCACCGCAGAAUUAGAUAGGGAUACAGACACGACAAUCACUACCGACAAAGAGCGACUUUCACGGCCGCCUUUGCGGCACUUCGAAGUCCUCCUCGAAGACAAGUCCACCAACUGCGGCUCCAACGCCGUCGAGACGAAGAAGCUCCUCGCCGCGCACGGCGUGGCCUGUCCGCGGACUGUCGUCGUCGCGCAGGACCCUACCAUGUGCAGACGCACGGUUGCGUCCUUUGCCAAGGUCUACGGCCCAGACGACGACGAAGAAGAAGAAGAGGGAAGCGGCUCUGCGACGCACGCUGUGCCAAGGCCGCGGAUCGUGGGGUGGCCGGCGUUUGUGCCCCGUGUGAGAGCCGCUGUCCCCGCAGAUUCACGGACACGCUCGCAAGCACCGCAAGGCAUGCAGCGAGACGGCAGCGACAUCAACGACGGUGACGGUGGUGGCGUCGCGGGACUAACGUACGAGGAGGCGCGUGAGCUAGGCCCCGACGCGCAACUGUGGCCGAUGGGUCGCUUCUUGGGCCUGGUGGCGGGCGAGGUGCCGCGCCUGAGAGACGAUGAGAACGGGUACGGGCCGAGGGGAAAGGGGUUCAUCGCCAGGGUGUGUGUGCCGGCUGAGGUGGAGCGGUCGUGGGAGGUGGUGCGGUCGUGUAUCGAGGAGGUGGAUGGAUUGCGAUGA
This is a messenger RNA of Purpureocillium takamizusanense, 1326 nucleotides long. RefSeq lists its product as uncharacterized. The record is from RefSeq and is a predicted model, not a curated record. Gene Ontology annotation, cellular component: plasma membrane. Bases 85 to 1326 code for a protein of 413 amino acids. The transcript has a single exon. Lineage: Eukaryota; Fungi; Ascomycota; Sordariomycetes; Hypocreales; Ophiocordycipitaceae.